CACCGACACACUUCCGAUCGCGCUCUCGUUCGUACGCGUUAUCGUUCUUGUGUCACCGCUCUGCAAUGGACUCUUCCUGCUAGAUCACGCGCCGAGCACCGUUCUGCUGUGUCAUCGCAAGUCAUCGCACCAGCAUUUUAGACGACGAGCUUGCCUCAAACCAACGUCUUGCGCUUCAUCGCCUCUGCCCCACCAUGGCUGAUACUUAUCGCCCGAGCGCGCGUGGCGGCAGCUCAUAUAAACCACGUUCCCCUAGAGCCCGCGACCGCGGCCCCCCUCGAGACGAUCGCCCCCGCCAGGACUCGUCCAUGUACCGCUUUGGAGAUUCCAACCCGCACAGGCCGGACGACGCCUAUAGCUACAGGCCUAGCGAGGGCUCGCGCGAUUCCUACUAUCCUCCUCGCGACAAUUCCUAUGGUGGUGGUUCUCGUCGCGACCAGCGUGAUGACUUCACCUUCCGUUCUGGCCAAGCUCCGGCUCACAGCUACCCCAUCGACAACGAUACUGAGAGACCUCAGCGACGACGCAAAAACUUUAACCGCGUGAACCCUAAUUGGAAAGGCCACGGUGGAAAAUACAACGUGGCUCCGCAUGAACGAGCGCUGUUCCAGCCUCGAGGAAGCACACCUGAACAGAUGCUCGGCAUGAAUGAAGGACCCACCAAGUUCCUCACUGUAGGAAGCUUUUCUGCGAGCGAAGAUGAGGAGCAGGAGGGCAGUGCCCAGUCAGCCUCCGAAGAGGGCGAUGGUCCCACCCACAAGCGGAGCCGGACGGCUGCCAAAGAGCAGGACGACGGCAGCUCUAUGCCCAAGUGGUCUAACCCCGACCCUUACACGGUUGUGCCAGGUGAAGAUGUGACCAAGAGGAAGAGGAAAGACAUCGUUCAGUUGAUUCGAAAGUCCAAGAUCUCUGCAGCCGAAGCAGCUGCACAAACUAACGCCGUUGCUGAUAACGAUGACUUCAUUUCGCUAGAUGAUGCCGAGCCAGCUUCUCAGGUCAUCCCAACAGGGCCCUCUAGCUUCAGCCACCGCAAUCACUUUCUCUCGGUUUACCCUUCGAAUGCCCCAGGAUCUGCUGUCGAGCCGAUCAAUGCUCGAUCUUUAGGCCCACCACCCUCGUUGCCGAAGCUCAGCACUUCUCAUCAUGAGCAGCCCACUCUGUCGAACACUGAAACAGGAUUUCAGCACCAAGAGCUUCAGAGAAUACAGGGCCCGCGUUACGUACCUGCGCAAGAGCAGAGGCCUACCAAGCGCAAGUAUGACCAUCACAGAUUUGGGGAUAUCACUUCAGAGUGGCAACCCACCGCACCACACGGAACGACCGCUCCUUGGACUGUCAUGGAUCACUCCCGCACAGAAGAUAUGGGUCAUUGGCUCUCGAAAGAAAUUCAUGAUUUCCACCAGUUCGUCAAACCUCAUGAUUUUGAGAGAACGAUUCGCAAUGAUCUCUACCAGCGCGUCCAAGCAUGCCUCGUGAUAUCGAGGCAUCUGCCAAAAGGAACCUUGCAUUGCUUUGGGUCCUACGCUGCAGGACUCUACCUCCCUACUGCUGAUAUGGAUCUUGUGUAUAUCUCGGACGUCCAUCUGGAAGGCGGACCACCCAUGAUCAACGCAAAAGCCGGCAAGCUCCUUUCCAAAAUUAGGAAUGAGUUGAUAGAUGCAGGGCUAGCGAAUAACUGCGAAGUCAUUCCAAAAGCCAAAGUCCCUAUCAUCAAAUUCGUCGACCGAGAGACCGGCAUCAAGGUCGACAUCUCAUUUGAAAAGGUUGACGGCCUCACGACUCAAGAUUGUUUCGAGCAAUGGAAGAGGGAAUUUCCGAUCAUGCCUGCUCUCGUUACACUCGUCAAGCAAUUCCUCGUCAUGCGUGGCUUGAGCGAGGUGCGAGAUGGCAAUCUUGGCGGAUUUUCCGUUAUCUGUCUGGUUGUACACAUGCUCUACCUCGUUCCAGGCAUACAAAGCGAGAACAUGGUCCCGGAAGAACACCUGGGUCAGCUCUUUAUGGAGUUCCUAGAGUUGUAUGGAAAGAAGUUCAACCUCGCAACCACAAUCAUAUCAAUGAAUCCGCCCAUAUAUCUGAAGAAGGGUCUGUACAACGUUGACGGAAGACUAUCAAAGCCCGAUAACCUGACGAUCAUUGAUCCUAAUCAGCCCACGAACAACAUUUCUGGAGGAUCUAAUAAUGUCAAAGUGAUCUUCGGUCUGUUUGCCCAGGCUCACGAUAAAUUGCAAAAGCGCAUGGCAGAGUUGCAAAGCGAGCGUUCUAGAUUUGGAAGUAUUCUGGAGGUCGUUUUCGAAGGCAACUACAACAUUUACCUGGAUCAGCGUGCUCAUUUGAAGUCGAUUCACGAGGCGUAUUUCACUGGAGGAUCUUCAAAACAAGGACACCAGCUCCAAGGACACCAGCUUCAAGGACACCAGAAUCAAGGACAGCAAAACUCAGGACACCAAACUCAAGGAAACCAGAGCAAGGGAAACCGUAAUCAGGGACAUUCGACCAAGAAAGGUGCUAGUCGCGGACGUCCAGGUCCACCACGCGGUCGCAAUCGCUGAUCCGCUCCCAAUGCCCGAGAUUGUAUACUUAUGACGAGGAGACGAGGUGAGUGCGGUCCUCUGUGUCAGGUGGAGUUGAGCAGACGAUAUGCUACAUGACCAUGUCUUCUAGGAUGGCGUUUGUGCUAUUAUCGACCCACUAGUGGUCA
This is a messenger RNA of Mytilinidion resinicola, 2698 nucleotides long. RefSeq lists its product as uncharacterized. Gene Ontology annotation, biological process: RNA 3'-end processing. Gene Ontology annotation, cellular component: TRAMP complex; nucleolus. Bases 195 to 2549 code for a protein of 784 amino acids. Lineage: Eukaryota; Fungi; Ascomycota; Dothideomycetes; Mytilinidiales; Mytilinidiaceae. The transcript has 4 exons. The record is from RefSeq and is a predicted model, not a curated record. Gene Ontology annotation, molecular function: poly(A) RNA polymerase activity; mRNA binding.